UCAGAUUUGUGGCCGAGUCAGCCGAGAAGCUCACCCACGACCCAUCCAACGGAAAAGCCUCGGUUGGCCCCUCUGCUGCUUCUGUAGUUCUUCUCGGGUUCGUGCCUCUUCCGAAACAGGCCAGGUCUCCGCUUCCGUUUCAACUCGGCACGGCCGCUGCCUCUAACCUUGCCACGGUCUCCUCCUCCUCCCCCAGCUCGCCCCACGUCGACCUACUCUCCUCGGCCCGUCUCGACGACGCGAGUUCGAUUCAAGCGAACGCCGCCGCCGCCGACACGUAGCAGCCGCUAACUUCGCCCUCCCGCAGAUACCCAGAUCCGGCUGCUACUUUCUCCAGUAUUUCAGCAUGGUCCCUAACAAUGAUGCACUGGAGAAGUGUAUUAAAGAAAUUCUCUCUCAAAUAAAGCCGGCGGAGGUUGAUCGAAAUAAACGACUAUCUGCAAUUAAGGAGCUGGACAUUUCCAUCCAAUCAGUUGCAGCUUUGAAAGGUGCUGCUGCCAAACCUUUUGGGUCAUUUCUCUCAAAUCUUUACUCAAAAUCAGGAGAUUUGGAUUUAUCAGUUCAGCUGAUGAAUAGCUCAAACCUUCCUGUAAGCAAGAAAAAGAAGCAAAGUAUCUUGAGAGUACUAAGGAAAGCUUUGCAAAGAAAUGGCGUUGCUGGCUAUAUGGAGUUCAUUCCUCAUGCAAGAGUCCCAGUUCUUCAGUACGUGAGCAACAGCUUUGGCAUUUCAUGUGAUUUAUCCAUUGAUAACUACCCUGGUCGAAUUAAAUCCAGAAUCUUCUACUGGAUCAGUACUUUAGAUGAGCGCUUUGGUGAUAUGGUUUUAUUGAUCAAGGAGUGGGCAAAAUGUCAAAAUAUCAACGAUCCAAAAACUGGAACCCUGAAUUCCUAUUCGCUCUGCCUACUUGUUCUCUUUCAUUUUCAGACAUGUGAGCCGGCAAUUCUACCACCUUUGAAGGACAUCUAUGAAGGGAAUAUCACAGAAGAUUUUACAGACAUGACGCUUUACGAUGAGGAACAUCUUGAUAUGGUAUGUGCGGCAAAUAUAGCAAAAUUUGAAAGCCAGAACAAGGAACAAAGAAACGAAAGCUCUCUUUGUCAGCUUCUUGCAACCUUUUUUGACAAGUUUUGUCACAUCAAUGCCAUUACCAAUGAUGUGAUAUCUACUUACACGGGUCAGUUGGAGAAAAUUCAGGACAAUCCAAAUUGGAUGAAGAAAUCCUACAGCUUGUUUAUCGAAGAUCCAGUUGAGAGGCCUGAUAAUGCCGCUAGAGCAGUUGGUGUGAGAGGGCUUCUCCAAAUUGCUAGUGCCUUCAAUGAUACCAAUCGCAAGUUUGUUUCUCUUGAGCGUACUGAAAAAAAUGACUUACUGGGAAUGUUGUGCACACCUGACGUUUGCUCAAAACUUGGUGGAAGAGUCAUAGCUUCUCAUGCAAACACUCCACAAAGGAAUCAUCACCAUGCCAGAUCUAUGGUGCCUGUGGGAGCUAAGCUAUCUGAUAAUCAACGCCACCAUGGAGCCAGAGGAUUUACAGGAAGCAGACCAGCUCAUAAUCCUACUCAGGUGUACCUUGGUACUACAGGAUGCCAAACGGCAGGACAGCUAGGACAAUACCAAAAUCAUGAUCAUUCUCAGCCAUAUACUAACACCGCAGGGCGCCAAACAGCAGGACAGCCAGGGGUAUACCGAAACAAUUAUCGCCAAACGCCGGCAGCGUAUACAGCGUAUACUGGCGGACACCAAACGCUAGACCAACACCCGAAUCAGAGUUAUCCACAGGCGCACACUCCUUGGGUCCCAACAGGACAAUACCAGAAUCAUUAUCCUCCACAGGCGUUUGCCACAGGGCAUCAAGCAGCAGGGUCAUACCAGCAGGCCCCUGCAUACCACUACCAGAGUCAACCGCAGUUUCAUGCAAUUGCAGACCCAACACCGGGAUCAUACCACCAGAAUGGAUAUUACAAUAAUCAAUCAUUGUAUGACACAGGGCGCCAAGCAGAAGGAUUAUACCGGAACCAGCGAGGGAGACAAUACACACCUGACCGUCAAGGUAACAGGAGUGGUGCGACUACAAGAUACGCGCCUGUUGCUGCAGGGCUCCAAAAUGGACUGCCACAAAACUCGCGAUCGCAAACCUCAAGACGGACAGAAUGGCAAGGUAGCAGCCAACAUCAUACCUGACCGAAACUGUUGUCGCAGGACAAAAAUUUAUUGUAUCCAAUUUUUUCCUGACAAUACGUAUUGGUUUAGAUUUAUGUUAUGUUGUGGAAGAAAGCUUUUUUGGUCAGUUAUCAGUUUUUUUUUCUUUCUA
Messenger RNA from Brachypodium distachyon (stiff brome), 2312 nucleotides. RefSeq names its product protein HESO1. The record is from RefSeq and is a predicted model, not a curated record. Bases 347 to 2182 code for a protein of 611 amino acids. The transcript is spliced from 9 exons. Gene Ontology annotation, molecular function: RNA uridylyltransferase activity. Lineage: Eukaryota; Viridiplantae; Streptophyta; Magnoliopsida; Poales; Poaceae.